AUGCAAAGCAAUAAUCUCUCAGAAGUGACAGAAUUUAUUCUCCUGGGAUUCUCCAACUUUCAUGAACACAAGAUCACGCUCUUUGUGAUUUUUCUCUUCCUGUAUAUUUUAACAUUGGCUGGUAAUGCCAUCAUUGUAACAAUCAUCUAUAUUGAUCAUCACCUUCACACUCCCAUGUACUUCUUCCUGAGCAUCCUGGCCAGUUCAGAGACUGUGUACACUCUGGUCAUCAUUCCACGGAUGCUUUCCAGCCUUGUAGCUCAGAACCAGCCCAUCUCCCUGGCAGGCUGUACCACGCAAAUGUUCUUCUUUGUCACUUUGGCCAUCAAUAACUGCUUCCUGCUCACAGUGAUGGGUUAUGAUCGCUAUGUGGCCAUCUGUAACCCCCUGAGAUAUACAGUUAUCAUGAGCAAGAAGGUGUGUGUCCAGCUGAUGUGUGGAGCUUUUGGUAUUGGCCUGGCCAUGGCAGCUGUUCAAGUGUCAUCCAUUUUUACCUUACCCUUUUGUCACAGGGUGGUUGGGCAUUUCUUCUGUGACAUCCUUCCUGUCAUGAAACUUUCUUGUAUUGACACCACAAUCAAUGAGAUAAUCAAUUUUGUUAUAAGUUCUUUUGUGAUCCUGGUGCCAAUGGGCCUGGUCUUCAUAUCCUAUGUCCUCAUUAUCUCUACAAUUCUCAAGAUUGCCUCAGCUGAGGGCCGGAAGAAGGCCUUUGCUACCUGUGCUUCCCACCUCACUGUGGUCAUUGUCCACUAUGGAUGUGCCUCAAUAGCAUAUCUUAAGCCCAAGUCAGAAAACUCUAUAGAACAAGACCUCCUUCUCUCAGUGACCUACACAAUCAUCACUCCUCUCUUAAACCCUGUUGUUUAUAGCCUGAGGAACAAGGAGGUCAAGGAUGCCCUACGCAAAGUUGUGGGCAGAAAGAUUUCUUAA
Elephantulus edwardii (Cape elephant shrew) is the source of this 930-nucleotide messenger RNA. Its product is annotated as olfactory receptor 10J5-like. Gene Ontology annotation, molecular function: olfactory receptor activity; G protein-coupled receptor activity. Gene Ontology annotation, cellular component: membrane. NCBI's taxonomy places the organism in Eukaryota, Metazoa, Chordata, Mammalia, Macroscelidea, Macroscelididae. The record is from RefSeq and is a predicted model, not a curated record. Gene Ontology annotation, biological process: G protein-coupled receptor signaling pathway. The transcript has a single exon. The coding region runs from base 1 to 930 and encodes 309 amino acids.